ACAUCUGUCAAUGGUUUAACUUCCGAAGAAGCUGCUCGUCGUGUUGAAAAAUUUGGCCGUAAUAAGCUCGAAACAAAGGAUGUAAAUCCCAUUCUUCAAUUUUUGGGCUUUAUGUGGAACCCUCUUUCAUGGGUUAUGGAAGCUGCUGCUAUUGUCUCUAUUGCUCUUUCAAAUGGUGAUGGUCAACCUCCUGAUUAUCCUGAUUUUAUUGGUAUCGUUCUUCUCUUGUUAGCGAAUGCAACAAUUGGUUUUAUGGAAGAACGUCAAGCAGGUAAUGCUGUUAAGGCUCUUAUGGCCUCUCUUGCUCCUGAAUGUAAAGUAAAACGUGAUGGUGAAUGGAAGACUUUAGAAGCUGCUGAAUUGGUUCCUGGUGAUAUCAUCUCCAUUAAGCUUGGUGACGUUGUCCCUGCUGAUGGUCGUCUUGUUGCCGCUCAUGGUCAAGUUUCUGUUGAUCAAGCCGCUCUUACUGGUGAAUCUUUACCUGCGAGUAAAGAAGCUGGUGAUGAAGUCUUCUCUGGUUCUACUGUCAAACAAGGUGAAGCUGAAGCCAUUGUCAUUGGUACUGGUACCAAUACUUUCUUCGGUCGUGCUGCUAAACUUGUCGGUGACGCUGGUGAUGAUGUAGGUCACUUGCAAACUAUUUUGGCCAAGAUUGGUAACUUCUGUCUCUGUACUAUUAGUAUCUUCAUUGUCAUUGAAAUUCUUGUCAUGUAUCCUAAAUUUCGUUACAAGUAUAGAACAGGUAUCGAUAAUAUCCUUGUCUUGCUUAUUGGUGGUAUCCCGAUUGCUAUGCCUACCGUCCUUUCUGUCACUCUCGCUAUUGGUGCUAAGCAACUUGCUGAACAUAAGGCUAUUGUCACCCGUAUCACAGCUAUUGAAGAGAUGGCUGCUGUCACGAUCUUAUGUUCUGAUAAGACCGGUACCCUCACUUUGAAUAAAUUGAUUGUCGAUAAGCCCACUAUCAAAUGCUAUUCUGAAUAUAAUGGUGACGAUAUCAUCCUCUUAUCUGCUUAUGCCUCUCGUACUGAAAACCAAGAUGCUAUCGAUUUCUGUAUUGUCAAUUCUUUACCUGAUCCUAAGCUCGCUCGUGAGAAUAUUGAGGAAUUGGAAUUCAAACCCUUCAAUCCUGUUGUGAAACGUACUGAGAUUACUUACAGACGUAAAUCGGAUGGUGCUAUUCUUCGUGUAACAAAGGGUAUGUCUCAUACCAUCCUUGACCUCUGUUCCCGUGAUAAGAAUGAAGAACAAAUUAAGGCCCUUAAUGAUGAUGUGGAUGAAUUUGCUCGUCGUGGUCUUCGUGCCCUUGCUGUCGCUGUUGAUGAAGUCCCCACAGGCGGUGUUGAAGAUGAAGGCUUGGGUUUCCGUCUUAUCGGUCUCUUGCCUAUCUAUGAUCCUCCUCGUUCUGAUACCAAGGAAACAAUUGAUCGUGCUAUCGCUCUUGGUGUUGCAGUGAAGAUGAUUACGGGUGAUCAACUUGCUAUCGCUAAGGAAACAGGUCGUCGUCUUGGUAUGGGUGAUAAUAUGUUCUUGUCCAAGACCUUGAAGGAUGGUCCUCCCGCUGGUUCCGGCUACACAGAUGUUGAUCAAAUGGUUCUUCACGCUGAUGGUUUUGCUGGUGUCUAUCCUGAACACAAGUAUGAAAUUGUUGAACGUCUUCAAGCUAUGGGUCAUAUGACAGCCAUGACAGGUGACGGUGUCAAUGAUGCCCCUGCUCUCUCUAAAUCCAAUGUAGAUGCCGCUCGUUCCGCUGCUGAUAUCGUCUUGACCGAACCUGCCAUCAUUGGUUCUCGUCAAAUUUUCCAACGUAUGCGUAACUAUUCUAUUUAUACCUGUUCCGUGACGAUUCGUGUUGUCGUUGGCUUUGCUAUCCUCUGUUUUGCCUUCCAAUUCAAUUUCCCUCCCUUCAUGGUCUUGAUCCUUGCCAUUCUUAACGAUGGUACUAUCAUGACGAUCUCUACCGAUCGUGUCAAGCCUUCUCCUUACCCUGAUUCAUGGAAUUUGAGAGAAAUUUUCACUUAUGCUAUCUUCUAUGGUCUUUACCUUACUGCCUCUACUGUUGCCUUCUUCGCCGUCAUCUAUAAUACAACCUUCUUUGAAUCUCAUUUCAGUCUUCCUCACAUCUUUUCUCCUGAGGGUGUUGAAGAAAAGUAUGUCAACCAUGUCUCUACUAUCUCUCAAGCCCUGAUCUUCAUCACUCGUUCACGUGGCUUCUUCUUCUCUGAACCUCAACUUGUCGCUACCUUUAUCGCCGUCUAUGCUGAUUGGCCAUUCACUAGUAUUGAAGGUUGUGGAUGGAACUGGGCAGGUAUCGUUUGGAUUUGGAAUAUCAUCUGGUUCUUGCCUAUGGAUUUCAUUAAAUUCGGUAUGCGUUAUAAGACCAAGACACCAAUGGCUGGUCAAUCACGUCGUGCCUCUGCCAUGUCCGGUGCCUCCUCCGCUCGUUACUAUGCUAAUCGUACUCGUUCCCUCAAAUCUCUUGAACGUCCUCAAAACUUUGGUAAAAAGCUUUUGGAAAUGCGUCGCUUCUCUUCCGUUCAAACAAAUCAUGCUGCUCAAGUCUUGAAUAAUAAUAAUCACACAAGCUCAUAG
Molecule: messenger RNA, 2589 nt
Organism: Cokeromyces recurvatus
Lineage: Eukaryota; Fungi; Mucoromycota; Mucoromycetes; Mucorales; Mucoraceae
Product: plasma-membrane proton-efflux P-type ATPase
Exons: 7
Biological process (GO): proton export across plasma membrane; regulation of intracellular pH
Cellular component (GO): plasma membrane
Molecular function (GO): P-type proton-exporting transporter activity; ATP hydrolysis activity; ATP binding
Source: RefSeq, a predicted model, not a curated record